AUGCUCUCACGUGUUGCUGCAGUGAAGGCACCCCGCACACACAACCGUCGCCGCGUGACCGGAUCCAGCGGAAGGAGGAGGGAAGGAAGAGAGAGUGAGCCGCAGAGGUCCAACAUGUCUCGGCACCUCUUCUAUUCUGCGGUGCUGCUCCUUCUCGUCGUGAUGAUGUGCUGCGCCUGCGAAGCUGCACUCGCGGAGGAGAAGUCGACUGAUCCAAAGUUUGAAUGGAAGGGCAUCACUGAGGGUGAAGGUGUAACUGUGGAAUCGUUGGGUGUUCCCGGCCUUUUGAAUGUGGGGAGUGACGUGUUUGCCGUUGCCGAGGCGCAGUGCAAGCAGGGUCAAGACAGCUUUGCUGGCAUUGCAUCCCAAAUUCUCACCGAAAAAAAGGAUAACACACCGGAGGAAAUAAUGAAUGAUGCCAAAAAGGACACACAAGUUCUGGAGGAAGGCACUACCGCAAGCAAUAAAAAAGUAGAUGUGAGCCGACCAACAACAGCUGUGAAGGGAAAUGACAUUUACAUGCUUGUUGGAAAAUACAGCCGGACAGAUGCCGCUGAUGCUCGGGAGAGUGGUGGAGGUGACUGGGGACUUUUGCUGGUUAAAGGGAAAGUCAGUGCUGCAGAAGGUAAAAAAAAAAUCCAAUGGAACGAGAACCAGAGACUGGCCGGCACUCUCUCUGAUGACGAACAGGAUUCCUUGAUGCAGCUUUUUAGUGGCGGUGGAUCGGGUCUUAAGAUGAAUGACGACAUGCUUGUGUUCCCAGUGGAGGGCAAGAAGGAGAAAGGUGAAUCAAAUGACGGAAAGACUGUCUCACUGCUCAUAUACACUUCGGAGGAUUCGAGUUGGAAACUGUUGAAGGGGAUGUCUGCCGGUGGCUGCAGUGCUCCCUCCGUCGUGGAGUGGGAGAAGGACAAAAAACUCAUGAUGAUGACUGCGUGUGAUGGUGGCCGCCGCAGGGUGUACGAGUCCGGUGACAAGGGGGAAUCGUGGACGGAGGCACUCGGGACACUCUCGCGCGUGUGGGGCAACAAAAAGGGUGAAAAGGUUGAAAUCGUUAGGUGCGGGUUCAUCACAGCGAAUGUUGAGGACAGGGACGUGAUGCUCGUUACUCUGCCGGUGUAUUCCAAGAAAGCUGAGAAAGAUAACGAGGAAAAGAGUGUACUCCAUCUUUGGCUGACGGACAACACGCACAUUGUUGAUAUUGGGCCGGUAUCCGAGAAGGAAGAUGAGGACGCUGCCGCCAGUUCUCUGUUGUACAAAAGUGCUGAUAAUAAUGAGAAGGAGGAGUUGAUUGCACUGUACGAGAAAAAGGAAGGCGGUGAUAAAGACACAGCAUCACUCGGUAUGGUCUCUGCGCGUCUGACUGAGCAGCUGCAGCGGGUGAAGGAGGUGCUGAAGAAGUGGAAGAAAGUGGACGACAUUGUCUCCAAGCUGUGCAUCUCUGAGAGUGUUGAGAAGGAUAUCUCAACUGACAGUGCCUGCAGUGCUGAUGUUAAGAUCACGGACGGGCUGGUUGGCUUUUUGUCCGGCAACUUCUCUGAUAACACAUGGAGGGACGAGUACCUUGGAGUGAACGCCACAGUAAAUAAGAAUGUUAGGGUGGAGCAGGUAGAAAGUGGUGUGAAGUUCAAAGGGCGUGGCGCAGGAGCGGAGUGGCCCGUUGGCAGUCAAGGGGAGAAUCAGCUGUACCACUUUGCGAACUACAAAUUCACUCUUGUGGCGACGGUGUCUAUCGAUGGUGAGCUGAAGGAGGGUAAUAUUCCAUUGUUGGGUGUGAAGCUGGACGGUGAAGGAGAAAAAAAACCUAUGGAGUUGUCGUACGACAAUGAAAAGAAGUGGCAGUUUCUGUGCGGUGGCGGACAGAACAAGGAGCACAGCCGCGAUUGGGAUCCGGAGACAACGAAGAAAGACCACGUGGUAAUUUUGAUACGGAACGGCAACCAUUUCUCCGCGUACGUCGAUGGUAAGCGUGUGGGUGAGGAUGCGCAAUGUCAAUUGGAAAAUACAGGACCGAAAGAGAUCUCCCACUUCUACAUUGGAGGGGAUGGAAACAGUGCAGUGAGCACAGGGAUCGAAGAAGACGUGUCUGUGACGGUGACGAGCGUCCUGUUGUACAACCGUCCGUUGAAUGACGCAGGGAUUACUGCGAUUAACACAAACAAACAUUCUAUUCAAAGGCUGACAGAUCUGAAAAAUGUGGCACGAGAUACUCGUUCACCAGAUGUAGGCACAAAACCUACGCUGGCAGUCGUGUCCGAGACCACUCGUCAUGGGCAACAGCCGUUGAAACAUGAACCGUUGAAGGGAGAUGAAGGUGCGGGUAGUGGUGGUGCAUCCAAUUCUGCAAAGACCACUAUGACGACUCACUCAGUGGGGAGUCUAUCUGCAGAGCAGUUGCCGUCGGGAGGAUCUCACGAUGGAAAUAAAAAUGUGAAUGUCGAUUCCUCGUCUAAUGGUAACCCGGCGGUGGGGACAGUGGGUGGAGACACGACGCAGGGAAAUGGAUCACCGCAAAUUCCUGUGGGUAUCUCUGACACAGCAGAUGCAAAUACUCCCACCACUGAGGGCGAGGGGCAAGAUGGACCCACAUUGAAUCCUGAGGCGGGCGCGAGCUCUGGUGAGAGUGGGGAGCCAACGGAAGAAGCAAAUGGGCAGGAGGAAGAGGUCCAGCCACAGGACGGGGACGUAAAUACUACGGCACUCAGCAGCAACGUCGGAAAUGUGUCGCAGGGGCAUAACAGCGAUGCCGGCAGUAUGCGUGAGAGCGGACUGCUGCCAUCGCUGUUCGUUCUGUUGGGACUGUGGGGGUUUGCGGCUCUGUGA
This is a messenger RNA of Trypanosoma cruzi, 2823 nucleotides long. Its product is annotated as trans-sialidase, putative. Gene Ontology annotation, molecular function: exo-alpha-sialidase activity. The transcript has a single exon. Lineage: Eukaryota; Euglenozoa; Kinetoplastea; Trypanosomatida; Trypanosomatidae. The record is from RefSeq and is a predicted model, not a curated record. Bases 1 to 2823 code for a protein of 940 amino acids.